GAGGAACGAACGCGACCUAAGUUCAUGAUUCUGGGUAUUCUUCAAGAGCACUUCCUAGACGAAGGCUACGACUGGAUGACUUCCUCCAUCGCAUCGAAGGCGAGUGUCGUCCGCGUCGAAGACGCUGCAGAGGCCAAGAAGCUCCUCGCUGCCUCCGCAGCUCAGCGGCCCGACGCGGUGCUCGUGAUUGAUGGAGCUGUCGUCGAGCCUCGAUAUCGGAAGCUUCGCGCUGCGCUCGUUACCUUCACCAAGCAGGGCGGCACAGUCGUCCUGGGCGCCAACUUCAGCAACGGGCUUCCCUGGGGAGAGAAGACAGCCGAGUUCUUUGCGCAGUGGGGACUAACGUGGCAGUCGGGGAACUACCACCGCACGACCGUACACCUCAACCCGAACGGCAUACCGGGGAUGGACACGCAAGGGCUGGACGAGUCCUACUCAGUCAAGGCGCUUAACCUGAAGAAUGUUCACCCGAGCUUGCGGGUCUACUUUCCUUCGUCAUCUUCCCGCACCGAAUCUCACGUUUACGAGCCUAUCCCUGUCGACACGGCACAGACGCCCGCGGCCUUCGUUCACGUCGGGCGAGGCUACCUCGGCUACAUCGGCGACGUGAACGGGGAGGACCCGACGACGAAGCUGAUCCUCCGCAUGCUGGGCCUC
Molecule: messenger RNA, 657 nt
Organism: Punctularia strigosozonata HHB-11173 SS5
Lineage: Eukaryota; Fungi; Basidiomycota; Agaricomycetes; Corticiales; Punctulariaceae
Exons: 1
Source: RefSeq, a predicted model, not a curated record